AUGGACACCCAUGACGUUUCUCAGGUAUCCGAAUACCUGGCACACCUGCAGAAGCAAAAACGAACCCUCCAGAAUGCUCAGUCUCGCAAGGGCCAGACUCCCAAGCCAACCAAGUCCCGCGACGAAAUCAUCAUGUAUUUCAUGUUUCGCCGGAUGAUGGCCAGCAACAGACCUGUUUACCAGCACGCCCUUAAAUCCUCUUUUGUGCCCCCCGCCUACCCCCCUUCCACUGCUGCGUUGGGUAACCUGAAGAAGAUAAUGAUCAAAAAUCUUACUCUUGAGACUCAUCAUCGUGGAUCGUACAUUCUGCUCAGAGCGGUCACCCCGACGGAUAUAAUGACUGCGAUCAUGGCCGUGGCAGAAGAUGAGAGAGGGGACGCUCUCAGGUUGCAGCUGUAUAACCAGGAGAAGGAUCUUGCUACUGAUGGCCGGCUUGUUGAAGGAACAAUUAUGAUCGUCAAGGAGCCUUAUUUGAAGCUGAUGGCUGAUGGGGACUACGGACUGCGAGUUGACCAUCUCUCCGACAUCAGGCUUGUCCCAGACCAUGACCCGCUGGUACCGGCUUCAUGGAGACGUCGGCCGGAGCAUGAUGCCUCUGCCCAUUCCUGGAAGACAGAAGGAAACGAGUUCUUCAACCAGGCUAAGUAUCACCUCGCUAUUGACUGCUACUCCAAGGCUCUAGAUUCUUCCCCAACCUCCGAGGAAACCCUUGCGAUCAGACUCAAUCGUGCUCUUACUUGCCUCAAAACCCACCAAUUCGACGCGGCCCUCCAUGACCUCGACCUCAUCUUGACAACCCACGAAUCCUCUGAAAAAGCCCUAUUUCGCAAAUCCCAGGCCCUCUACCACCUCCAAAAAUUUCAAGAUUCCUCUGAAGUUCACAAAGUGCUCAGCAAGAAGUACACGGACAACAUGGCCGCUAAGAGCGAGUUCGAUCGUGCCACUGCACGACUUAUCGAGGAACAGAGUGGCCAAUAUCCAUUCAAAAGACUACAGCUAGAGGCAAAGAAACGCCACCCUCCCCAUCUGGAUCGUGCGACCUACAUCGGUCCUGUCUCAGUGAGGCCUACUGAGUCCCGCGGACGGGAAUUAUUCACGACAGAGGCGGUCCAGGCCGGUGAUCUACUCUUCUGUGAAAAAGCCCUUGCGCAUGCCUUUCAUGACGACGCUGGCGAAUGGACUAGUGUUUCGCUCUUGAUGAACUCCGAAACAGAGACUAUGACAAUGGGUACCCAAGCAGACCUCAUCGGCCUCAUCGCGCAAAAGCUGUACAAGAGCCCAUCAUUAAUGUCGGCCUUCACUGAUCUGUACCACGGUUCCUAUACCCCGGUGGGCAUCUCAGAAGUAGACGGCACACCCGUCGUUGACACCUUCCUUAUCGAGCGAAUAAUGUCACUGAAUUGUUUCGGCUGCCCACUCUCCUCGCGUGCAUUCCACAUCCACACCAUGAAAGACGAAGCACAACGUCUCGAAAGUCCCAGCAACCAAUUUCAUUCCUGCGGCGUCUGGACUCUAGCAUCUUACAUCAACCACUCCUGCUACAGCAACGCUCGCCGUGCCUUCAUCGGCGAUAUGAUGGUGGUUCGCGCCACACAGGAUCUCCCUGCAAACACGGAGCUCACGUUCUGGUACAAAGUGCCCUGGGACAUUGGCUCCCCAGAAGAAGAGCAACUGGACCUGCACCACUGGGGGUUCAAAUGCCGAUGCGCAAUCUGCCAGGAUCUCCAAGACACAAGGACCAGUGAUUUGAGGACACGGAAACAACUGACGGCUAGCUUGGUGAAAGCCUUCCAGUCCCUGCCCCGAUCCCAGUCCCGCCAGCGAAACGCAGCAAUCGCUCAAAUCAAAGACAUCGUUUCCGCGCUCGAGGAGACAUACCGCCGGCCAUGCUCUGAGAUUCCCCGUCUCGGCAUCUGGAAAGCAUAUCUGUCUCUGGCGAUGGUGCACGCCACGAGCAACCAGCCGCGGAAAGCUGUGGAGUUCGCGCUCAGAACGCUGGAGUCGCUGGGCUACGUGAUUGAAGGCGGACAGCUUCCACCUGCGUCCGGCGCAACGCUGUCUGUCAGGAAAUGGGGGUUGGUGAUGGAUGAUCUUGUGGGGUGUUGGAUGAUUCUUUGCAGCGUGUAUCGCGAUGUAGCACCCGAGCUUGUCGAUCGAGCGGAAGAGUACGCCAAGAUAACAUAUAGGAUGUGUGUUGGAGAGGAUGAGACGUUUGGUGAUACCUACAGUCGGUGCUCGGAGCGGGUAGAUGGGCUUAUUGUUGGCGCGAAAUAA
Molecule: messenger RNA, 2274 nt
Organism: Aspergillus steynii IBT 23096
Lineage: Eukaryota; Fungi; Ascomycota; Eurotiomycetes; Eurotiales; Aspergillaceae
Product: TPR domain protein
Exons: 3
Coding region: 1-2274 (757 amino acids)
Molecular function (GO): protein binding
Source: RefSeq, a predicted model, not a curated record